Molecule: messenger RNA, 1233 nt
Organism: Fusarium coffeatum
Lineage: Eukaryota; Fungi; Ascomycota; Sordariomycetes; Hypocreales; Nectriaceae
Exons: 5
Coding region: 1-1233 (410 amino acids)
Molecular function (GO): oxidoreductase activity; FMN binding
Source: RefSeq, a predicted model, not a curated record
AUGAGUGACCUCGCAGCAAUGGAGUCAGAGACUCCCAACAUCCCAGCCCCAAGAGAUAUCCAACUACCCUCAAACGUCCCAACCCUCAAUGAAAUCCUCUCAGCAAAUGACUUUGCUCUAGCCGCCCAGAAAGCUCUUACACCAAAAGCAUGGGCAUUCUACUCUUCCGCCGCCACAGAUUUGGUCACAUGGACAAAGAACCGUGAACUUAUCCGCAGAGUCAUGCUCAGACCAAGAAUCCUAAGAAAUGUAUCUGAAGUAAAGAUACACCGCAGAAUUCUGGGACUGGAUAGUAAGGCUCCGUUUAUUAUGUGUCCGGCUGCUAUGGCUACGCUGGCGCAUCCAGACGGUGAACUUGGUUGGAGUAGAGCUGCUGCUAGUGAAGGAAUCUUUGAGAUUAUCUCGAGUAACGCGUCUUAUUCGCUUCCUAGCAUAAUCGGCGCAGCUCCCAAAGGCCACCCCUUCUUCCUCCAACUCUACGUCAACUCCCACCGCGCCAAAACCACCGAACUUCUCAACCGCGCUCGCUCACUGGGCAUAAAAGCCAUCUUCGUAACAGUCGACGCCCCCGUGCCCGGCAAACGCGAAGCAGACGAGCGCGCGCCGCAAGCUGUGGUGAUCAAAUCGGAGAUGAGCGGUAGUGAGAGUAGUAAAGAUGGUAAGGGCAGUGGUUUGGGACGGUUGAUGGGGCAGUAUAUUGACAAGAGUCUGAGUUGGGACGAUUUGGAGUGGAUUCGACGCGAGAGCUCUGUGCCGAUUGUGUUGAAGGGUGUACAAACUGUGGAGGAUGUCAAGUUGGCGGUUGAGUAUGGGGUUGAUGGUGUUAUGUUGAGUAAUCAUGGCGGAAGAUCGCUUGAUGGUGCGCAAGCUUCUAUUCUUAUCCUCCUUGAAGUCCGAAAGCGCUUUCCCGAAGCUUUUGAUCAUCUCGAGAUCUUCAUCGAUGGUGGCUUUGAGCGUGGGUCGGAUAUUCUUAAGGCUAUUGCUCUAGGCGCUACUGCUGUUGGAAUUGCAAGGCCGUUCUUGUACUCGUUGGUAUAUGGUCAGAAGGGCGUUGAGCACCUCUCGCAAAUUCUCAAGGAUGAGCUCGAAACAUCGAUGAGACUUGCUGGUCUUACGAGUUUAGAUCAAGCAACGCCUGAUCUGGUGAAUACUUUAGAUAUAGAUCACCUUGUUACAUCCGGGCGCAUUGAGCCAAGCUCUGUGUCUCGAAAAGUCCGAUCUUCAAAGCUAUAG